Molecule: messenger RNA, 1395 nt
Organism: Polyodon spathula (Mississippi paddlefish)
Lineage: Eukaryota; Metazoa; Chordata; Actinopteri; Acipenseriformes; Polyodontidae
Product: septin-4-like
Exons: 11
Coding region: 1-1110 (369 amino acids)
Biological process (GO): regulation of exocytosis; cytoskeleton-dependent cytokinesis
Cellular component (GO): cell division site; septin complex; septin ring
Molecular function (GO): molecular adaptor activity; GTPase activity; GTP binding
Source: RefSeq, a predicted model, not a curated record
AUGACGGACAUUAACACCCGAAACCAGGAGAGGCCAGAAUACGUGGGGUUUGCCACGCUGCCCAACCAAGUCCACCGGAAGUCGGUGAAGCGCGGGUUCGACUUCACUCUGAUGGUAGCAGGAGAGUCUGGUCUUGGUAAGUCCACUCUGGUUGAAAGCCUCUUCCUGACUGAUCUGUACAGCGAAAGAAAGAUCCUCAAUGCAGAAGAGCGCAUCUCUCAGACCCUCGAGAUCACAAGGAAUGCAGUGGAGAUUGAGGAGAGGGGGGUAAAAGUCAAACUAACCAUAGUGGACACCCCUGGCUUCGGGGAUGCGGUGGACAACACAGACUGUUGGACCCCGAUUGCGCGCUACAUCAAUGAUCAGUUUGAGCAGUACUUCAGAGACGAGAGCGGGCUGAACCGCAAGAACAUCCAGGACAACCGCGUGCACUGCCUGCUCUACUUCAUCUCCCCCUGCGGGCACGGCGCACCCUUAAAGGCCGACUCCGUGGUUCACGACAAGGUCAACAUUGUGCCGGUCAUCGCCAAGGCCGACACACUGACCCCUCGGGAGGUCAAGAAUCUGAAGCAGAGGGUGCGCGACGAAAUCAAGGAAUUCGGGAUCAGUAUUUACCAGUUCCCUGAUUGCGAUUCCGAUGAAGAUGAGGAAUUUAAACAGCAAGACACAGCUCUGAAGAACAGCUUUCCCUUUGCAGUGAUUGGCAGCAACACAGUGAUCAGGGAGAAUGUUGAGCGACCAAUGAGAGGCCGGGUUUACCCGUGGGGCGUGGUCGAGGUUGAUAACCCCUCACACUGUGACUUUGUAAAGCUCAGGAACAUGUUGAUUCAGACUCACAUGCAGGAUUUGAAGGACAUCACGCAAGAGGUCCACUACGAGAACUACAGAGCAGAGUGCAUUCAAAGUCUGAGCCACAGUGGAGCCAAGGAGAGAGUCAGCCGCAAUAAGAUCUCCAGGCAGAGCAUCACAGAGCUGUCACUUGUUCCACUGGCGGAAACAGAGAAACUCAUCAGAGAGAAGGAUGAGGAGCUUCGUCGCAUGCAGGAGAUGCUGCAGAAAAUGCAACAGCAGAUGCAACAGAGUCAAGGAGAACAAUCGGAUACACUGUGAGAGAGGAGAGGAGAGGGGAGCAGAGGAGAGGAGAAGAGAGGAGAGAGAAGACGUUCAAGUUGGAGGGGAAGGGAGAGGAGAGGGGAGAAGAGGUUCAAAUUUUAGGGGAAGGGAGAGGGGAGGGGAGAGAGAGCAAAGUGCGAAAGAUCUCGACAACUUCAUAAAUUAUAACAAAACAUAUGAAAUGCGGCUUAAGAGAGAAAUAUAUACAUUGUAGACUUUUCCUUUUCCUGUCUAUCUCUGCUGAUGUCAAGGUUUUAAUAAAGUUGUUGCAUUUGAAAAUGA